This is a messenger RNA of Ipomoea triloba (trilobed morning glory), 1680 nucleotides long. RefSeq names its product DNA primase small subunit-like. The record is from RefSeq and is a predicted model, not a curated record. NCBI's taxonomy places the organism in Eukaryota, Viridiplantae, Streptophyta, Magnoliopsida, Solanales, Convolvulaceae. The transcript has 17 exons. Gene Ontology annotation, cellular component: alpha DNA polymerase:primase complex. Bases 139 to 1455 code for a protein of 438 amino acids. Gene Ontology annotation, biological process: DNA replication, synthesis of primer.
CCCGCGAAAAUGCAACGACGAUAAAGUCGCCGCCCAGUUGCAUUUCCCGCCAUUUCCAGUCACACAUCUCCUUCGCCGCCCGCCGUCGAGAAGCCCUUCACUCGCAGAGAUACUUGUUGAUUUGCCAAGUUCUUUAAGAUGGCAACUGAAGAAGUUGGAUGUGAGCAAGAUAAUUCGUUCCCUGAUGGCUUCAACGCCAAUUAUCUCAAAGUUUAUUACGGAAGGCUUUUUCCAUAUGUUGAUAUGUUUAAAUGGCUGUCAUAUGGAAACGACGGAAAGCAUCCUGGUUGUGACCAGUCCUACUUUGGACGUAGGGAAUUUUCAUUCACUUUAGAUAAUAACAUAUAUCUGCGGUUUCAAUCGUUCAACAGUGCUUCUGACUUGGAAAAUGCCAUCAAGGAGAAGUGUCCAUUCAAAAUUGAUAUUGGAGCUGUUUAUAAUGUUGAUCCUGCAAAAAGGCAUGCCUACGCACAAGGUGAUAACAAUUUCACACCAUUGGAGAGAGAGCUAGUGUUUGAUAUAGAUAUAUCAGACUAUGAUGAUGUUAGGUACUGUUGCUCAGGAGCUGAUGUUUGCUCAAACUGCUGGCCACUUAUGACGGUUGCUAUUAAAGUCAUUGAUACUUCCCUGAGAGAGGACUUUGGAUUCAAUCACAUUCUCUGGGUGUACAGUGGCCGGCGUGGUGUCCAUUGUUGGGUUUGUGAUCUAAAAGCUAGAAGGUUGAAUAAUGAACAAAGGGCUGCUGUUGCUGAUUACUUUCGUGUCUACAAGGGCAAUGAGAAUAGCAAUCGAAAAGUUUCUCUCAUGGGUCCUGCACUUCACCCUUUCCUAGUGAGAUCAUACACAGAUGUCUUAAAGGAUUUUUUUGAGAACAAAUUGCUUUUGAGUCAAAAUUUGUUCUCAAGCCAGGAAAGAUGUGAGAAGAUACUGGAAAUGAUUCCUGAUGAGCAUAUUGUAUCUGAGCUCCGGGCAAAGUGGCAGGAAAACAAACGCGUGAAAGAUGAUAUUAAUGUUUUCAGAUGGGAACAACUAAAACAUCUGCUGCAAUCUGGUAAACAAAAGGCCCAGGGGAUUCGUAGAUGUGUCGAAGAGAUUGUGUUUUCUUUUACCUACCCCAGGCUUGAUAUGGAGGUUUCAAGACACUUGAAUCAUCUACUGAAAGCACCAUUCUGUGUGCACCCCCAAACAGGCCGUGUCUGCAUUCCCAUUGACCCUAAGGAAUGUGAGGAAUUUGAUCCUGCUGAUGCGCCAACUCUUUCCCGGCUUCUUGGAGAACUUAACACUGGAGGCUUUAGAGCUGAUAUGGAUAGCGAAUGGGAUGGAACCUGUCUCGGGAAAUCUAUCAGAUAUUUCAGACAAUCGUUCUUGCAACCACUGUUAAAAUCCUGCAAGGACGAUAUAGAAAGUUGUUAUAGUGCCAAAGUUCAGCAGGGAAAGAACUCGCUAAGUUGGUAAUGAUUCCUAUCCUCCAUCUUCUCUGUUAGGAAUUUGCUGUAAUGUUAUAACACACCUGUCAGGCAUCCAUGUGCUCUAAUAUGUAAUGUCAAGUAAGUCUAGAACUCUGUAAUAUGCCCUCAAAUCAUUGAUCAAACACAUGAGUUGUCAAUCUACCUGUUUAACUGUGAGCUUGCUUGCUGCAUUAAUGAACAGGUCAACAUCUUAGAGAAAUGGUUGGUAUCA